Molecule: messenger RNA, 1873 nt
Organism: Myodes glareolus (Bank vole)
Lineage: Eukaryota; Metazoa; Chordata; Mammalia; Rodentia; Cricetidae
Gene: Adk
Product: adenosine kinase
Biological process (GO): purine ribonucleoside salvage; purine nucleobase metabolic process
Cellular component (GO): nucleus; cytosol
Molecular function (GO): adenosine kinase activity
Source: RefSeq, a predicted model, not a curated record
UGUGUGAGGACGCGCUCUUGGUCGCUGAGUGCCAGAGCUGGGGAGCAGUUGCUGUGGUACCUGCUGCUGCUGGGGUUGACGCUGAGCAUCGGGCACCGGGCACGGGUCGCUGUGCUAUAGGACGGGAAGGUGACAUGACGUCCUCCAGUGAAAAUGUGCUGUUUGGCAUGGGAAAUCCUCUUCUUGACAUCUCUGCCGUAGUAGACAAAGAUUUCCUUGAUAAAUAUUCUCUGAAGCCAAAUGAUCAGAUUUUAGCUGAAGACAAGCACAAGGAAUUGUUUGAUGAACUUGUAAAAAAAUUCAAAGUUGAGUAUCAUGCUGGUGGCUCUACCCAGAAUUCAAUUAAAGUGGCCCAGUGGAUGAUUCAGGAGCCCCACAAAGCAGCAACAUUCUUUGGAUGCAUUGGGAUAGAUAAAUUUGGGGAGAUUCUGAAGAGUAAAGCUGCUGAAGCACAUGUGGAUGCUCAUUACUACGAGCAGAAUGAGCAGCCAACCGGAACCUGCGCUGCAUGCAUCACUGGUGGCAACAGGUCUCUUGUUGCAAACCUUGCUGCUGCUAAUUGUUACAAAAAGGAAAAGCAUCUUGAUCUGGAGAAGAACUGGCUGCUGGUGGAGAAGGCCAGAGUGUACUACAUAGCCGGCUUUUUUCUUACAGUGUCUCCAGAGUCAGUAUUGAAAGUGGCUCAAUAUGCCGCUGAGAAGAACAAGGUCUUCACUCUGAAUCUGUCUGCACCGUUCAUUAGCCAGUUCUUCAAGGGAUCCCUGAUGGAAGUCAUGCCUUAUGUUGACAUCCUCUUUGGAAAUGAGACGGAAGCUGCCACUUUUGCUAGAGAGCAAGGCUUUGAGACUAAAGACAUUAAAGAAAUAGCCAAAAAGGCACAGGCGCUUCCAAAGGUGAACUCGAAGAGGAAGAGGACCGUGAUCUUCACGCAAGGGAGAGAUGACACUAUAGUGGCUACAGAAAAUGAAGUCACUGCUUUUGCUGUCUUGGAUCAAAACCAGAAAGAAAUCAUUGACACCAAUGGAGCUGGAGAUGCAUUUGUUGGAGGGUUCCUCUCACAACUGGUCUAUGACAAGCCUCUGACAGAAUGCGUCCGUGCAGGCCACUAUGCAGCUAGCGUCAUCAUUAGACGGACUGGCUGCACCUUUCCCGAGAAGCCGGACUUCCACUGAUGGAAGAAAGAAAACUCAGGCUGGAGGCACAGGCUGCAGUGACCACGUCCUGAGCGUUCUCCCUGCCAACUCUGAAACCAUGAUUCUCAUUCUUAAUUUAGAGCUCAGUGCUGCUCCUAGAGCCUUUAGUCCCUGAAAUCCGAGGAAAAAUGUUUAUUUCCAGAGUUUCUUAGUGCUUCGUCAAUGUCUAACAGGAUCACAACAUUUCAAUAGAAGCUUUUAUUUCAUUUUUGAUUGUUUGUAAUUUCAUCUGUAUUUAGUAAACUGAUCAGUUUUUUUUACAUUUCUGCUUUCAAUACAGGUGCAAUUUAAUAUAAUAGACUUUUAAAAGAAACUAAUGCUAACAUCAUUCUUGAGCUUUUUAUAGAAAUAUUUAAUUUGGAAGUGUGUAUGCACACACGUCUCAUAUAUAUACAUAUAGGUAUGUGUGUAUAUAUAUCUAUAUAUAUCUGAUAACUCGUCAAAUAAGGUACAGGAAUGUUUAUCACACCAGAUUACUCCCUAUCAGCUCUUCAGCGGCCUCAGACAUGUGAUGGCCACGGAAAAUAAAUCCCCCAACAUUUGCAUCAUGUUCCAUGUUACUCAAAUUGUACCCUUUUGCUUCCUGAUGGUACUCUGUAAUUUGAUACAAAUAAAUUGCUAUAUAGGAAUCUUUUCUGUCUUGACUUAUGCUCAAUAAAACUAAGGAAGAAAUUGUUGUA